This is a messenger RNA of Mus caroli (Ryukyu mouse), 3946 nucleotides long. NCBI's taxonomy places the organism in Eukaryota, Metazoa, Chordata, Mammalia, Rodentia, Muridae. The record is from RefSeq and is a predicted model, not a curated record.
GCGGGUCGCCUAGCGUUUCCCACUGGUUUUGUCGCUUUCAGGAUUCUCGAGCCCCUUCCGGACUGUCACCAUGGAGUUGUCACCGCUGCAGCCUGUAAAUGAAAAUAUGCUAAUGAACAAAAAGAAGAAUGAAGAUGGCAAGAAAAGAUUGUCUAUUGAAAGAAUCUAUCAGAAAAAAACACAACUGGAACAUAUCCUACUCCGCCCAGAUACCUACAUUGGCUCUGUGGAGUUAGUGACCCAGCAAAUGUGGGUUUACGAUGAAGAUGUUGGCAUUAACUACAGGGAAGUCACUUUUAUUCCUGGUUUGUAUAAAAUCUUUGAUGAGAUUCUAGUUAAUGCUGCUGAUAACAAACAAAGGGACCCAAAAAUGUCUUGUAUUAAAGUCACAAUUGAUCCAGAAAAUAAUGUAAUUAGCAUCUGGAAUAAUGGGAAAGGAAUCCCUGUUGUUGAACACAAAGUUGAGAAAAUAUAUGUCCCGGCUCUCAUAUUUGGACAACUCCUGACCUCCAGUAACUAUGACGACGAUGAGAAGAAAGUGACAGGUGGUCGAAAUGGCUAUGGAGCUAAACUGUGUAACAUAUUCAGCACCAAAUUUACUGUGGAAACAGCCAGUAGAGAGUACAAGAAAAUGUUCAAACAGACAUGGAUGGAUAACAUGGGGAGAGCUGGUGACAUGGAACUCAAGCCCUUUAGAGAAGAUUACACAUGCAUCACCUUCCAGCCUGACUUAUCUAAGUUUAAAAUGCAAAGCCUGGACAAAGAUAUUGUUGCACUGAUGGUCAGAAGAGCAUAUGAUAUCGCUGGCUCCACUAAAGAUGUCAAAGUCUUUCUUAAUGGAAAUAGUCUGCCAGUGAAAGGGUUCCGCAGUUACGUGGAUUUGUAUUUGAAGGAUAAGGUAGAUGAAACUGGGAACGCACUGAAGGUGAUCCAUGAGCAGGUCAAUCCCCGGUGGGAAGUGUGCUUGACAAUGAGCGAGAGAGGCUUCCAGCAGAUUAGCUUCGUCAACAGCAUUGCGACUUCUAAGGGCGGCAGACAUGUUGAUUACGUAGCUGAUCAGAUUGUGAGCAAACUCGUUGAUGUGGUGAAAAAGAAGAACAAGGGCGGGGUUGCAGUGAAGGCUCAUCAGGUGAAAAAUCACAUGUGGAUUUUUGUAAAUGCCUUAAUCGAAAACCCAACCUUUGACUCUCAAACAAAAGAAAACAUGACUUUACAAGCCAAGAGCUUUGGAUCAACAUGUCAAUUAAGUGAGAAGUUCAUCAAAGCUGCAAUUGGUUGUGGUAUUGUCGAAAGCAUACUAAACUGGGUGAAGUUUAAGGCUCAAAUCCAACUGAACAAGAAGUGUUCAGCUGUAAAACAUACCAAAAUCAAGGGAAUCCCCAAACUUGAUGAUGCCAAUGAUGCAGGGAGCCGAAACUCUACUGAAUGCACACUUAUCCUGACUGAGGGAGACUCAGCAAAAACUCUGGCCGUUUCAGGCCUUGGAGUGGUUGGAAGAGACAAAUAUGGGGUGUUCCCUCUUAGAGGAAAGAUACUCAAUGUGCGAGAAGCCUCUCAUAAACAGAUCAUGGAAAAUGCUGAAAUUAACAAUAUCAUCAAGAUUGUGGGUCUUCAGUACAAGAAAAACUAUGAAGAUGAAGAUUCACUGAAAACGCUUCGUUACGGGAAGAUCAUGAUUAUGACAGAUCAGGACCAAGAUGGUUCUCACAUCAAAGGCUUGCUGAUCAAUUUUAUCCAUCACAAUUGGCCAUCUCUUCUGCGACAUCGUUUUCUAGAAGAAUUUAUCACUCCCAUUGUAAAGGUGUCCAAAAAUAAGCAAGAAAUAGCAUUCUAUAGUCUUCCCGAGUUUGAAGAAUGGAAAAGUUCAACGCCAAAUCACAAAAAAUGGAAAGUCAAAUACUACAAAGGUUUGGGCACCAGCACAUCAAAGGAAGCUAAGGAAUAUUUUGCAGAUAUGAAGCGACAUCGUAUUCAAUUCAAAUACUCUGGCCCUGAAGAUGAUGCUGCGAUCAGCCUGGCCUUUAGUAAAAAACAAGUUGAUGAUCGAAAGGAAUGGUUAACUAAUUUUAUGGAAGACAGAAGACAGCGGAAGUUACUUGGCCUUCCUGAGGAUUAUUUGUAUGGACAAAGCACUUCGUACCUGACCUAUAAUGACUUCAUAAACAAGGAACUCAUCCUCUUCUCCAACUCUGAUAACGAAAGGUCUAUCCCAUCCAUGGUAGACGGUUUGAAACCAGGUCAGAGAAAGGUUUUGUUUACUUGUUUCAAACGGAAUGACAAGCGAGAAGUGAAGGUUGCCCAGUUAGCUGGGUCAGUGGCCGAAAUGUCCUCUUAUCACCAUGGUGAGAUGUCACUGAUGAUGACCAUUAUCAAUUUGGCUCAGAAUUUUGUGGGCAGCAAUAAUUUGAACCUUUUACAGCCCAUCGGUCAGUUUGGAACCAGGCUGCAUGGUGGCAAGGACUCAGCUAGUCCUAGGUACAUCUUUACAAUGCUAAGCCCUUUGGCUCGGUUGUUGUUUCCUCCAAAAGAUGAUCACACAUUACGGUUUCUAUAUGAUGACAACCAACGUGUUGAGCCUGAAUGGUACAUUCCUAUAAUACCCAUGGUGCUGAUAAAUGGUGCUGAGGGAAUUGGUACUGGGUGGUCCUGCAAAAUCCCCAACUUUGAUGUGCGUGAAGUUGUGAAUAAUAUCAGACGGCUUCUGGAUGGAGAGGAGCCCCUGCCCUCUGAGUCAGAUAUGAGCAGUAAUGAAAGUAAUUUUGAUGUCCCUCCUCGAGAAAAAGAGCAAAGAAGUGCUGCAGCAAAAGCCAAAUUCACAGUGGAUUUAGACUCCCAUGAAGAUUUCUCAGGUGCGGAUGAAAAGGAUGAGGAUGAAGAUUUCUUCCCAUUAGAUGCUACUCCACCUAAGACCAAAAUCCUCCCCAAAAAUACUAAAAAAGCACUGAAGGCCCAGAAAAGCUCCAUGUUUGCUGAUCUUGAAAGAGAUGUUAAGGACAGUGUGCCAGCUUCUCCAGGCGUUCCUGCUGCUUCUGCUACUGACUUCCCAGCGGAAACUGAACAGUCAAAGCCAUCCUCCAAAAAGACCGUGGGAGUGAAGAGGACAGCAACCAAAAGCCAGUCUUCAGUCUCCACUGCUGGUACCAAAAAGAGAGCUGCGCCAAAGGGAACCAAAUCAGAUUCAGCCUUGAAUGCUCGUGUCUCUGAAAAACCUGCUCCUGCCAAAGCCAAGAACAGUCGCAAAAGGAAGCCAUCUUCUUCUGAUAGCUCUGACUCUGAUUUUGAGAAGACAAUUUCUAAAGGUGCCACGAGCAAGAAACCAAAGGGAGAGGAAGAGGAUUUCCCUGUGGACUUAGAAGACACUAUAGCUCCUCGAGCCAAAUCUGAACGAGCNAGGAAGCCAAUUAAGUACUUGGAGGAGUCGGAUGAUGACGACGACGACCUCUUCUGAGACGGAAGAGAUUGGUUUAGGGAUCGUUUUCCUGAGCCAGUUUUCUAGGUAGAAUUCGGUCAUACAGAACUGGUGAGUUCUAGUACAGAUACAGUGCUCAACCUAUGACGGGAUGCAUUUUGUUUAAGCCAUGAGAAGUUGCUCAUACCUUUUGAACAUCAUUGAAGGCUGGAGNAAGUCAUCUGGACUGUGUCUUUAUGACUCAGCACAAGCAGCAAGGUGAGGAAAGUUAGGCCAGUUACGUGGAGUACUGACUACUCGGGGAUGCCUUCCCAACACGAGAUCCCUGGGAGGAGGCAGGACUGCUCACGGUUACAUCUCCACGAUCAACCAGGAAGUGGGAUCCAUUGCAGAUCUCCAUAAUUCCAACUUGUGACUGCCAAGACCUUCUGUGCUGUUGUCUCUUAUUUAAGUGCUGUUAUCAAUGUCUUUUGUAAAUAUUUAAUAUGUCUGUCUGUUCAGCUAAUUCCAACUAUUUUGUACUUUAAUAAAUCUUCU